UGCCGCGCGCGCUCCGCUCUCAGCCGACCCGGGAUCAUGGCGGCCUCAGCCACGAUGGCCACCUCGGGCUCGGCGCGGAAGCGGCUGCUCAAAGAGGAAGACAUGACCAAAGUGGAGUUCGAGACCAGCGAGGAGGUGGACGUGACCCCCACGUUCGACACCAUGGGCCUGAGGGAGGAUCUGCUGCGCGGCAUCUACGCCUACGGAUUUGAAAAGCCAUCGGCAAUCCAGCAGCGAGCUAUCAAGCAGAUCAUUAAAGGGAGAGACGUCAUCGCACAGUCUCAGUCUGGCACCGGUAAGACUGCCACCUUCAGUAUUUCCGUCCUCCAGUGUUUGGACAUUCAGGUUCGUGAAACCCAGGCUUUGAUCUUGGCCCCAACGAGAGAGUUGGCUGUGCAGAUUCAGAAGGGCCUGCUCGCGCUGGGUGACUACAUGAACGUCCAGUGUCACGCCUGCAUCGGGGGCACCAACGUGGGGGAGGACAUCAGGAAACUGGACUACGGGCAGCACGUCGUGGCCGGCACGCCUGGCCGCGUCUUCGACAUGAUCCGUCGCAGAAGUUUGAGGACACGUGCUAUCAAGAUGUUGGUUUUGGAUGAGGCUGAUGAAAUGUUGAAUAAAGGUUUCAAAGAGCAGAUUUAUGACGUGUACAGGUACCUGCCCCCAGCCACGCAGGUGGUGCUCAUCAGCGCCACGCUGCCCCACGAAAUCCUGGAGAUGACCAACAAGUUCAUGACCGACCCUAUCCGCAUCCUGGUGAAACGUGAUGAGUUGACUCUGGAAGGCAUCAAGCAGUUCUUUGUGGCCGUGGAAAGAGAAGAGUGGAAAUUUGACACGCUGUGUGAUCUCUACGACACGCUGACCAUCACGCAGGCGGUCAUCUUCUGCAACACCAAAAGGAAGGUCGACUGGCUGACGGAGAAGAUGCGAGAAGCCAACUUCACCGUGUCAUCGAUGCAUGGGGACAUGCCCCAGAAGGAACGGGAGUCCAUCAUGAAGGAGUUCCGGUCCGGCGCCAGCCGAGUGCUUAUUUCUACGGACGUGUGGGCCAGGGGCCUGGACGUGCCCCAGGUGUCUCUCAUCAUUAACUACGACCUGCCCAACAACAGAGAGCUGUACAUACACAGGAUUGGGCGGUCGGGUCGCUAUGGCCGGAAGGGCGUGGCCAUCAACUUUGUGAAGAACGAUGACAUUCGCAUCCUCCGGGACAUUGAGCAGUACUACUCCACCCAGAUCGAUGAGAUGCCCAUGAACGUUGCUGAUCUGAUCUGAGCAGUGUGCAGGCAGUUGUACAGAUGUUCGGCCUCGCUGGCUCAGAAGUGCCCUGCCGCCGUCCAAUGCAGUCAGGUGUGGAGCGGAAGACAGUCUGGAGGGCGUGCAGGACACCGCCACAGGUUCCGUGCUGUCACCUGAGUUGUGGGGGGAGCAGUUUCUCUUUGACGUGAUUGAUCUGAACACUUUUCCUGUACUUCUGGGGCCGAAACCGUUUUUCCGUGAUUAUCCCUGGUCAAUAUUAGGAAAUUUUGUGAAACAGGAAAGUAAGCAGGGUGUUGUGUUGCCUUUUCUUACCACAUGUAAAUAAUGCUUUGCUCUCAGUCUUUUUCAUUAAACCUUUAAAACUUUU
Rhinolophus ferrumequinum (greater horseshoe bat) is the source of this 1624-nucleotide messenger RNA. It is a transcript of the gene EIF4A3, whose product is annotated as eukaryotic translation initiation factor 4A3. Gene Ontology annotation, cellular component: catalytic step 2 spliceosome; nucleolus. Gene Ontology annotation, molecular function: mRNA binding; ATP binding; RNA helicase activity. The record is from RefSeq and is a predicted model, not a curated record. The transcript has 12 exons. The coding region runs from base 37 to 1272 and encodes 411 amino acids. NCBI's taxonomy places the organism in Eukaryota, Metazoa, Chordata, Mammalia, Chiroptera, Rhinolophidae.